UCCUCAGUACAGAGAGACGCACAGACGAUCAGACGGAGUUCAGACCAAACUAGCAGCUUCCUCUGAGUGAGUCCAGCUACAGGAGAGAAAAGUGGAAAACUCCAACACUGCUGCUUCAAGCUGCUGACGCUCCACACACUGAAUCUUCACUCACAGACUCAAUGGCUUCCAGAUCAGAGGAGGAUCUCUGCUGUCCGGUCUGUCAGGAGGUCUUCAGAGAUCCUGUUCUUCUGUCAUGUAGCCACAGCUUCUGUAAAGACUGUCUGAAGAGAUGGUGGAGAGAGAAAGGGGAACGUGAGUGUCCAGUUUGUAAGGAAAUAUCUUCAAAGAAGCAUCCACCUUUAAACCGAGCAUUAAUGAACCUGUGUGAGUCGUUCUUACUGGAGAGAGAUCAGAGAGCUUCAGAGGCUCUCUGCAGUCUGCACUCUGAGAAACUCAAACUCUUCUGUCUGGACCAUCAGCAGCCAGUGUGUGUCGUCUGCAGAGACUCAGAAAAACACACCAAUCACAGAUUCAGACCCAUCGAUGAAGCUGCACAACAACACAAGAAGGAACUUCAGGAAACUCUGGAGCCCUUAAAGAAGAAGUUAAAGGUUUGUGAAGAAGUUCAAGUGAAGUUUGAUCAAACAGCAGAACACAUUAAGGUCCAGGCCCGACACACAGAGAGGCAGAUUAAGGAGCAGUUUAAGAAGCUUCACCAGUUUCUAGCAGAGGAAGAGGAGGCCAGGCUGACUGCACUGAGGGAGGAAGAGGAGCAGAAGAGUGGGAUGAUGAAGGAGAAGAUGGAGGCUCUGAGCAGAGAGAUAGCAGCUCUUUCAGACACAGUCAGAGCCACAGAGGAGGAGCUGAGAGCUGAAGACGUCUCAUUCCUGCACAACUACAAGGCUGCAGUGGAAAGAGUCCAGCGCUGCCCCCUGCUGGAUGAUCCACAGCUGCCCUCAGGAGCUCUGAUAGACCACGCCAAACACCUGGGCAACCUGACCUUCAACAUCUGGAACAACAUGAAGGACAUGGUCUCCUACACUCCUCUCAUUCUGGACCCAAACACUGCUCAUCCAAUCCUCAUCCUGUCUGAAGAUCUGACCAGUGUGAGAGGAAGAGAGAGGCAGCAGCUUCCUAAUAAUCCAGAGAGGUUUGAUGUGUUCUGCUCUGUCCUGGGCUCUGAGGGCUUUAACUCAGGGACUCACAGCUGGGAUGUUGAUGUAGGAGACAGUACAAGGUGGGCAUUGGGGGUGUUCGCAGAGUCUGUGCAGAGGAAAGGAAGCAUACUGUCUGAAUUUUGGGGAUUAGUGUUCAGUACAGGUAAAUAUUUUACAUUCUCACCAUCCGCUAAAACUUCUCUCUCAGUCCAGCAGAAGUUCCAGAGGAUCAGAGUGAAUCUGGACUGGAACAGAGGAAAGCUGUCGUUCUCUGAUCCUGAUACUAACACACACAUACACACCUUCACACACACUUUCACUCACAGGAUGUUUCCAUGUAUUUACACUGCUGGUAAAGUGAAGGUGUGUCCGUUGAAGGUGUCAGUGUCAGUGGAGCAGAUGAGUUGAGGAUGAUGAUGUUUCUAAUGUUGUUUCCUGUCAGUGAAUUGAAGCUGUUAAACUGCAGCUGUCCUCCUGCUGCCUCGUUGUUCCAAAGCUCUUUGUUUCUCUUUUAGUUCUCACUGUUUCUUUCUGUUUCUGCUGUCCACCUUUUCACAUGGAAAAUCAUUUCACUGUUUCUCACUGAAUGACUCCCCAAACUAGAUUUGAAAUUCUAUCAAGUUUCUAAUCAUUACAAGUGAUUCAUGUUUCUAUUUGAUGUGUGAACUAUUAAGCUUUAUUACGCUAUUAUUAAGUUCUUAUUUCAUCAUUUAUAAAGCAUUAAUUCUCCUUACUGUUCAUUUCCAAAUGUUUAUUCUUGAUUAAUAAAGCCCCAUAUAA
Molecule: messenger RNA, 1919 nt
Organism: Pelmatolapia mariae (spotted tilapia)
Lineage: Eukaryota; Metazoa; Chordata; Actinopteri; Cichliformes; Cichlidae
Product: nuclear factor 7, brain-like
Exons: 2
Coding region: 162-1547 (461 amino acids)
Biological process (GO): protein ubiquitination
Cellular component (GO): cytoplasm
Molecular function (GO): zinc ion binding; protein binding; ubiquitin protein ligase activity
Source: RefSeq, a predicted model, not a curated record